Molecule: messenger RNA, 2098 nt
Organism: Melozone crissalis (California towhee)
Lineage: Eukaryota; Metazoa; Chordata; Aves; Passeriformes; Passerellidae
Gene: TNFAIP8L3
Product: TNF alpha induced protein 8 like 3
Exons: 2
Coding region: 72-686 (204 amino acids)
Biological process (GO): regulation of apoptotic process
Cellular component (GO): cytoplasm
Source: RefSeq, a predicted model, not a curated record
GAGGGAGCGGGCAGCGCUCCCCGCGCCGGGCACUGCUCCUGCUGCCAGAGGCGGCCCGCGGAGCCGGCACCAUGGACUCGGACUCGGCCGAGCUCAGCGAAGGCGAGCUGGUCUCGCCCGCAGGUCCCGAUUAUUUCAGCUCCAAGAACCUUGCACUGCAAGCCCAGAAAAAGAUCCUGAGUAAAAUGGCAACCAAAACCAUGGCUAACAUGCUAAUCGACGACACAAGCAGCGAAAUCUUCGAUGAGCUGUACAAAGUCACAAAGGAGCACACCAGGAACAAAAAGGAAGCCCAUAAAAUCAUGAAAGACCUGAUCAAAGUGGCCAUAAAAAUCGGGAUCCUCUACCGCAACAACCAGUUCAACCAGGAAGAGCUGGAGAUCGUGGACAAGUUCAGGAAGAAGCUGAACCAAACUGCCAUGACCAUCGUCAGCUUCUACGAGGUGGAGUACACCUUUGACAGGAACGUGCUGGCAGAACUGCUGCACGAGUGCAAGGAGCUCGUGCACGAACUCGUGGGGCGGCACCUGACGGCGCGCUCCCACGGGCGCAUCAACCACGUCUUCAACCACUUUGCGGACGUGGAGUUCCUGUCUGCCCUCUACAGCCUGGAUGGGGACUGCCGGCCCUACCUCAAAAAGAUCUGCAACGGCAUCAACAAACUGCUCGACGAGAAGGUUCUUUGAAACCACGCUCCAAGGCAAGAAACCGACCAAAAACUUCUCUCUAGAACUGGCCACCCUUCCUAAGCCAUGGUAGGCAAGCAAGCUUCCUUCCCAUCAGUCUUACUACAAUCCCCUGCAGGGCCCAGAAGGUGCUCACCAGGCUCAUGGUGAAGUGGAAAACUUAAAUGAGAAAGCUGUCGAUUUUAAUGCUUUGUUCAGAUAAUUCAGUCUCUUUCAAGGAGCAGAGUGAACAAGGCUGCUGGUAUAUAUUGUUCAGACACAGAUUGCUAUUCACCAUGAUCUUGCUAGCUUUGUGUUCAAGGCUGAACGUGUGAACAGAAAGUAAACUCAGAUGCAUGGCUAUGUAAAAAUAGACAGAUGAAGGCAAGAGCAAUACAUGGAAUUUACCCCCAAGGCCCUUGGUGCAUAUAUUUUUAUUAUUUCCAUGCUAACUGAAAAGGCUUUGACAGAAAGUAGGGCCGUAAUGGAUUAAGUUCACUCCUUUCAAAAGGAUCAGGAAUCAAUAUGAGAAAACAUCUCUGAUUUUACAUGGUCUAUAAAUCUAAUAAGAGAGUAACAAAUCAUACAAGCAGGAGAAAAUCUAAAGAACUGCUCGGUGAAGCAACAGUUUCAUCAAUUCAGUUUUACACCUGCUAACAACAGAGAGGAGGUUUCAUUUUAAUUUGAAAAGCAGCUCAGUGGUUCAAACUCAAAGGCAGAUAAAAUAGUAUAGCAUUCCCCUGCUCUCAGGGCUUGUCUGUUGGGUAACAGCAGGUGAGCUCAGACUAAAGGUUGUGCUGCUCUUACUGUUCUGCCUGGCAGAACAAAAUACUCUUUGUGAAGAUUUUGAAAUUGCCCUUAUGAGGAGCAGCACACCUGAGACACCAACAUUUAUAUCCCUGAGCCUCAAAAUAUUCAGCCUAGAUAAUACUGUUGGUUUAAUGUACCCAUGACAUUUGUGCCUACAGUAAACCAGAGGUGGGAUACAAAGGAACCCCAUCCACUAUUUGUGCAGUGCCUCCAAGUGUAGCAUAUCCACAGUUGUCAAAACAGAACAGCCUUAGUGACUCUGGUGAGUUCCUGGAGUGAGUUUUUGUUCAGAAUGGUUUCAGUGAAUUUUCUAGGGUUUUUUUGAAGCAAGAUAUAAUGAUGUCUUCAAAUUGAAAACAUUUUGCCAAGAAAGAGUGGGUUUUGUGCAGGCAUGGUUGGACACAGGGAGUGUGGGAGCAGAGCGGAUGCUCUGGCUGCCACUUGCAGAACCUGGGUAGGUGGAGACUGAUCCAGAGUGAAAAACACAUGUUCAGAAAUAUCCCCUCUCCAUCUUAUCCUCCAGACUCAUCUCUGUCUCCUGGCACUGCAGAGUCAGGAGCCCUCUCCUUUCAGCUGACACAGAGAGCAGACAGUGCCAUCAUCUGGGGGUAAUACCUUCCCUA